Messenger RNA from Zophobas morio, 960 nucleotides. Its product is annotated as THO complex subunit 3-like. NCBI's taxonomy places the organism in Eukaryota, Metazoa, Arthropoda, Insecta, Coleoptera, Tenebrionidae. Gene Ontology annotation, cellular component: THO complex part of transcription export complex. Gene Ontology annotation, molecular function: protein binding. The coding region runs from base 1 to 960 and encodes 319 amino acids. Gene Ontology annotation, biological process: mRNA export from nucleus. The record is from RefSeq and is a predicted model, not a curated record. The transcript is spliced from 12 exons.
AUGACUUCGGCCUCUUCUUACAUCACAAAAAUAAAAAAAGUAUUUGUUAAAGGAAAAACUUCAGAAUUCAAAGGACACUCUAAAAAAGUAAAUUCUAUUUCCUGGAAUUGUGAAGGGAAAAAGUUAGCUUCCGGUUCUUCUGACAACACACUUAGAGUUUGGGAUCUAAAUCAGAGUCGAGGUGAUACCUACAACGGCCAUUUCGGCCCUAUUGAAAAACUUUGCUGGAAUCCUUCUAGUACUGACCUCGUGGCCACCGCCUCUCUGGACAGGACCGUCAGAAUAUGGGACAUCAGAGCAAGUAAAAGUGUGAAAACCAUUGAAACUAAUAGUGAAAAUAUAAACAUUGAUUGGAGCCCGGAUGGGAGUACUAUUGCUGUGGGAAAUAAAGAUGAUCAAGUUAUUUUUAUUGAUGCCAAAAAGUGGCACAUCAUAUCGAAGCAGAAGUUUCAGUUUUUGGUGAACGAAAUAAAGUAUAACAAAAACGGAAACUGUAUUUUUUUAACCAAUGGAAGAGGUUGCGUUUGCAUCUGUCAGGCCGAACAAAUGGCCCUUCUUCACACUGUGGUUGGACACACGGCGGACUGCACGUGCAUUGCUUUCGAUAAGACUGGAAAGUAUUUUGCGACAGGCGGUGCGGAUUCUUUACUUUGCAUAUGGGACGCUGAGGAAUUCAUUCCCAUUCGAGUCGUAUCUAGAUACGAAACGGCCCUUGAAAGUUUGAGUUUUAGUUACGAUGGAAGUAUUAUUGCUGUCGCCUCUGAAAGCCACAAGCUGGAGUUGGCUUAUGUAGAAACUGGCGAAUGCGUGAUGGACUUUUCAGCACCCGGGCCAUUGGCUGCCGUAUCCUGGCAUCCGUCUAAGCACGUGCUCGCCUAUGCAGGCGUGGACAACAGCAGCGUAAGAGACAGCAGAGACGAACCGCGUGGCAUGUUGAGGGUAUUUAGCGCUUUUUCUUAA